AUGUCCGACGUACAGUACCGUCCUGCAAGGAUCCAGACCCUCUCGCCAGAACAAGAAAUUGUCUUGAAGCAAACAUGGGGGUAUUUGUUGAAGUAUUGGGGGUAUGAGUUGUCCAUCACCAGUGGAGACUUGGGGUAUAAGGAGGCCUUUUGUGCCAGUUCCACCAGUGCCGCCCACACGAGCCAUUGGGCUGGGGAGACCGCUGUGGCAGCCCUGGCGGCUGCCGCCAAGAAGAAGGGGUUUUUCCGGGGCGGUGAAACACUAGCGGCUGAGCCGGAGAAGCCCGCCACUUCGUCGAAACGAGUGCAAAAAGUGGCUGCGAAAAGAUCGGAGAAGUACGUUCCCAUGGGAAUUCUGGAACAGCACCGGUACACCUACAUGACGCACUAUGCUCAGGGGGUGGAGUUCUCCAAGAACUAUGACCUGGACGGGUCCACGGCGCUGUCGAGAAGCGGCAGUGACAGCGGCCAUCUGUUGGAAACCAUGGCCACAAACUUGACCUUGGUUGAUGAGAAGGACGGUUCUGGAGGUGGUGCUGCUGCUCCGACCAACAAGAAAGGCGGAGGACUCUCUACCAAGGCUAGAACUUCGGUCCUCCCACUCUUCAAGCCAUAUAACCCACAGGAAAUCCACUCGACUUUCUGGAAGAACCAAAGAGCCGACCUCUUGGACAACUGGAUCUUGAAGUUUGUGCGGGCCCGUAACUUCGAGACCGAGAAGGCAUUGACCAUGUUCACCACCGACUUGGAGUGGCGCACCAACCAGAGCCCGGCUUACGAGUGGCUCUUGGAGGGUGACGGGCCCUCUGCCACCAAGGGCAUCAACCCGGGGCUCAUCAAGAACUUCACCGUCAACAAGGCGUGGAUCCACGGCUUUGACAAGAAGGACAAUGUCAUUUUCAUGUUCCGUGCCGCCCUCCAUCUCGGUGGGGACGCUCCGCAAGAAGAGAUGCGUCGCUGGUGUGUGUUGGCAAUCGAAUGGACCCGCUACUUCAUGCGGGACAUCACUCGCCUGACGGACCAAUCGCUGGUUGUUUUCGACCUCACGGGCUUCCUGUUGAAGAACGCCGACUAUGUGACCAUCAAGUUCAUUGCCGAUGUGUUUGAGGCCCACUACCCGGAAUGUCUUGCCAACAUCUUUGUCUACAACGCGCCCUGGGUGUUCCUGAAGUUCUGGAACAUCAUCAAGCAUUGGUUGGACCCGGUGGUCUCGCUGAAGAUCCGCUUUGUCAAGGACUUGGAGGAGAUUGGCGAGUACAUCGAGGUCUCGGAACUCCCCGUGUUCAUGGGCGGCACGGACGAGUACACGAGCAACUACACCCCACCAAAGCUGGAGGCCGAGUACAUGACAAAGCCCAAGGAUGCGACGUUCCAGAAGUUGAUUCACGAGCGCGACGAGUUGAACUUGCAAUUGUUGGAACGGACCGCCAGGUGGAUCGAGUCGUACGACCCAGUGACCUCGUCGAAGUACUUGCAGGACAAGAUCGAUGUUGCCACCAAGUUGGCUCUGAACCACGUAGCCUUGGACCCAUAUGUGCGUAAGAGAGGUCCUCAGGACAGGAACGGGACCUUGAAGGUCAGCUUGUACUAA
Messenger RNA from [Candida] anglica, 1590 nucleotides. The record is from the annotation of a GenBank genome assembly. NCBI's taxonomy places the organism in Eukaryota, Fungi, Ascomycota, Pichiomycetes, Serinales, Debaryomycetaceae.